AAAGCAGGUGCAGGCGCUGUGUCUUUAACCAACAGCGUGUGGUCAUAAACACUGUAAAACUGAACUGACCGUACUCCUUCAGUCAGAUAACACGCACUCAGAGCCGGACCUGAGUCACCUAAUCACCUGUGCCAGUACAGAUUUCCUUUGGAUUUGGCCAUUUCUGCAACAUAAUGUUAUCAAAUGGAUCCUUUUAUAUUAUACAGAUCUUUGUGCCGAUAAUUGCCUUCGUUAUUGUGAUUCUCUGCUGCAUCUCCCUCUGUAAGACCCUCCAGAGGGUCCGCAGGGAGCGCCUGGAGAGCCACUCACGGACUCAGACUCUCAGCACUCCAGAGCGGCCAUCCAUCUUCAUCAUCCCUUUUUCACCACCUGACGAGCAGCUACAUGGACCCCCACGCUAUAGCACAGUAGCCCACUACAGCCCCCCUCCCGCUUAUCACGAGUUGGAGCUGAAGCCUGACUUUAUUCCUCGUGAUCCUCCUCCUGCAUACUCAGACUCUACCUCUUUUACACUACGUGAGUUCUCGGAGUCGAGUCCAGCAGACACAAGUUCUUCAGCCGGACCACAGACUGAAUAAAACUCUGGCCAGGUCUUCCGUUUUCUGCGCCAAUGUUAAAAACCCCAGACCUGAGAGUCUUGCGUAUGAAGAGUCCACAGCUGCUGUUUUUCUGCCUGUUCCACUCCUGCACUCAAAAAAAGAAAUGGUGCCAAAUAAAAUUCCACAUUUAGUUUCUAAUGAACCUUAAAUGGAAGGUUCUUUAAAUCUUUUGUACAUAAUAUAAAGUGUACAGAACUUUUUUAAAGAACCUCCAGAUCAUGUGAAUGUUCUAUAUGACAGUUUUUUCUAGAACCAUAGAUUUAACCAAGAAACCAUUCAGGAACCUUGUGUUUUAAGAGUGGAGAAGAGCACUGAAAAUAUGUAAAUGGAUGUACAUUGUGUAAAUAGGCUUUGUUAACUUUAUAAAUGAACAAUAAAGAUGUAAAUAAUAAGAAAUAAAAAUGUGACGUCUCGA
Molecule: messenger RNA, 1014 nt
Organism: Pygocentrus nattereri (red-bellied piranha)
Lineage: Eukaryota; Metazoa; Chordata; Actinopteri; Characiformes; Serrasalmidae
Exons: 4
Coding region: 174-578 (134 amino acids)
Source: RefSeq, a predicted model, not a curated record